AUGCAAGAUAACGCCUCCUGCCACCGCUCAAAAGAAACACAAGAGAACCUACGAAUACGACGAAUACCCUAUAUUAAAUGGCCACGGUACUCUCCUGAUCUCAACCUUAUUGAGCAUGUGUGGAGUUGGAUGAAGAAUUGGAUCCAAAAGCAUUAUUACACAGCUUAUUACGAUGCCUCUAAGAUUCCGCUAUCGCAAUUGAGAAGGAUCAUUUGGGAAGCGUGGGAAGCUGUACCUGUGGACUUUAUUAUGAAGCUAUAUAUGUCUUGGUGGGACAGAUGCAAGGCUGUAAUUGAUGCAAAAGGCGGGCCUACAAGAUACUGA
Molecule: messenger RNA, 324 nt
Organism: Hyaloscypha bicolor E
Lineage: Eukaryota; Fungi; Ascomycota; Leotiomycetes; Helotiales; Hyaloscyphaceae
Product: transposable element tc3 transposase putative
Exons: 1
Coding region: 1-324 (107 amino acids)
Molecular function (GO): nucleic acid binding
Source: RefSeq, a predicted model, not a curated record